This is a messenger RNA of Dictyostelium discoideum AX4, 252 nucleotides long. RefSeq lists its product as hypothetical. The transcript has a single exon. Bases 1 to 252 code for a protein of 83 amino acids. NCBI's taxonomy places the organism in Eukaryota, Evosea, Eumycetozoa, Dictyosteliales, Dictyosteliaceae. The record is from RefSeq and is a predicted model, not a curated record.
AUGGAAGAAAGAACUACUAAUAAGUGCCCACAUUCAAAUUUAUCCAUUGAAGAAGCUGAGGAAAAAAAGAGUAAAUACAUGUGGCUAUUAACAGAUCCAGAUGAAUUCCCCAAGUUUGAACCUUGUGUAUGUACAGCUGACUGUAAAGAAAAAAUCGUAAAAAAAAAUCGUUUUAAAGAAAGAACUGAAUUAUUAACAAAUCUUCAGUAUAUAGAUGGAAAAGUUGUUAGAUUAUGUGCCAAAAGAAAAUGA